Molecule: messenger RNA, 2198 nt
Organism: Caenorhabditis angaria
Lineage: Eukaryota; Metazoa; Nematoda; Chromadorea; Rhabditida; Rhabditidae
Source: the annotation of a GenBank genome assembly
AUGUCAUCAUCACCAAAACGAAGCAAAUUUGAGGAUUCCGAGGUAAUUGAAAACUGAUUAGACUAAGAAGUUUCCUAUUCAUUCAUUUUUACAGAAUGCAUUCUAUUCCAAUCCUGUUAUAAUAAAAGAAUUAGUUUUAAAACAUAAAUUCGAAAAUUUGAAUGGUUGGAAUGGAAAAUUGAAAUACAGUGAUUGUUUGGAAAGAGACAAUUUCAAAUGGUUUGUUUUUUCUAAACUUUGUGUUUAAAUUUCAUAAAUAAUCAUUGUUAUAUUCAGGAAAAUCGGCAUUCGACGUAUCAAACAAGUUUCUGAUGAAAACACUGGCGUUUACAAUGUGAACAUAUCCGCUUUCGAAGUGCAUUUGGAGCUGAUUCAAUCUUGUAUUUUUGGAAAUGCAUGGUUAUCAAAAAUUGACGGAUGUUAUAAGUUAUUGAAGCAAGAUGGCACUUCUGAUCAUUUAUCAUUCAAUUUUUCACCUCGCACAUGUUUCCAUCAAACUUUUCGAAAAAACAUUACGAACUUGUUUGGCGAUUGGUCAGAUUUGAAAAAUGAAGGAUAUUUGAAAGACAACAGUAUUGAAAUUGAAGCACAUUUCGAUUUCUCUUUCUAUGAUUUCAAUCGAAAAAUUCCUAAUUUCACAAAUAUUCAAAUCGCCACUGAAGACAACACAAUUUAUCAUUUCAAUAAAGAAGUAAGGUUUUUUUCAGAUAUGACAUAAUUUUAAAAGUUUCAUUUUCAGGUUCUUUGUUCUCACUCAAAGUUUUUCUUUGAUUUGCUGACUGUAAAUAAUCUCGAGACGCCAUUAUUAAAUUUGCGAGUUGGAGAACAUUUCAAACUUGGACAUUUUCUGGCAACAAUGUGCCCAGUUCCACUCGAAAUUCGAGGUUUUUGUCAAAAUUUAUCAGUGUAUAUUUCAGAAAAUGGUUUUUUCAGAGGAGAAUCAUUCAUUUUUGAAAAAGAUAGCAAAUAAUUUCGAUGUUCCUUCGCUCAAACACAAAUGUGAUGAAUUUUCUCGAAAACAAUUAAAACGUGUCGAAGUCGCAAGUAUUCGCAAAAAAUCGAAUGUAAUUCCAUUUCAACCGAAUCCAAUUGUGAAAAAUGGAAAUAUUUUGAGAUGGGAUAUUGAAAAUAUGAACGAAUGGGAUGGAAAUGUUCGAUAUAGUGAUAUUAUUUAUACGGAUGAUAUUGGAUGGUAUGUUCUGAUUACUAGAUUAAUUAAUUAAAAGGAAAUGCUUACAGGAAAGUUGGAAUGACUCGAGAAAAUGAUAAAAUCAAGAUUGAUAUGAUACUUGUGUCUGUUUCUGAUAUGGUUGAUGGAAAAGAAUGGUUGUUAAAAACUGAUGGACAAAUCAAAUUAUUAUCGAAUGAAACUGUAAAAUAUCAAAUUCAUGAAAUUAAUUCUUCAAAAUGUUUUAAUUUUGAAAUGCUCACAUAUUCAUCUGCAAACUUCACAAUGUGGGAUUUUAAUGAAUAUGAAGGAUCAAAUACAUCGAUGACAAUUGAAAUUGGAUUUCGUUACACAUUUUAUGAUUUCACUUCGAGAAUUUCCAAUACUUCAAAUAUCACUUUAAUUGUGAAAGACUGUGUGUUUCAUUUUAAUAAGGAGGUUAGUUAUUUUUUAUAUUUUCAGUUCUCUCAAUAUUUUUAAUUCAAUCUUUCAGGUUUUAUGCAUGAAUUCAAUGUUCUUUUAUUACAAAUUCUACCGAGAUAAUAUCGAUAAAUCCAGUUUUGAGAUUGAAAACAUUGAACCCUUUAUAUUUUCUCAAUUUUUGGCAACGAUGUGUUCAAUUUCAUUGCCAAUUACUGGUAAGUUUUAGAGUAUUUCAUUUUUUACCCUAAUAGUAAGUAUAUCUUCCAAAAUUUCAGCUGAAAACGUACAAUGCCUUUCUGAACUUGCAAUCCUAUUCGAAGUUCCAUCGUUGCAUACAAAAUGCGACGAGUUUUUGAUGAAAUAUUACGAAAUCAAUAUUCCAUUCACUAUUUUAUACGCACAAGCUUCAAAUAACGAAACUCUAAUGGUAAGGUUUUUCUUUGAAAACCAAUAUUUUGAAUUACAAUUAAAAAAUUUUAAGAGAAAGUGUCUGGAAACCUUCCAAUCUUCGGAAGAUUUAAAAGUUCUGAAAAAUUCAGAAACUUUCGAAAAACUCGAAAAUAAAACGAAAAUUUGUAUUUUCAACUCUUUGAUGGAAAAAAUCUGA